This is a messenger RNA of Triplophysa dalaica, 1962 nucleotides long. It is a transcript of the gene pa2g4b, whose product is annotated as proliferation-associated 2G4, b. The coding region runs from base 119 to 1303 and encodes 394 amino acids. Lineage: Eukaryota; Metazoa; Chordata; Actinopteri; Cypriniformes; Nemacheilidae. The record is from RefSeq and is a predicted model, not a curated record. The transcript has 13 exons.
UGCUCGCUGGCUGGUGCUGGUGACGCAGGAUGUGAGAUGUGAAGCGUGCCCCAUCAUCCCACGAGCGAAACGAGGGAAAAAAGUUACGAGUUCCCCUUGAAUUUCACUAUUGACAACCAUGUCAGGAGACGACGACCAGCAGGAGCAGACCGUUGCUGAUGACUUGGUGGUUACCAAGUACAAGAUGGGGGCUGACAUAGCAAAUCAGGCUUUGAAAACUGUCAUCGAAGCAGCCAAGCCUGGCGUGUCUGUGCUCAGCCUCUGCGAGCAAGGAGAUGCUUUCAUCACUGCUGAAACGGGCAAGGUGUUCAAAAAGGAAAAAGAGAUCAAGAAAGGUAUUGCCUUUCCCACUUGUGUAUCUGUGAACAACUGUGUGUGCCACUUCUCACCUCUGAAAAGUGAUCCAGACUACACACUUAAAGAUGGUGACUUGGUUAAAAUCGACAUUGGAGUGCACGUGGAUGGCUUCAUCUCCAACAUCGCUCACAGCUUUGUGGUUGGUGCGACCAAGGAUGCUCCUGUGACAGGACGCAAGGCGGAUGUGAUCAAAGCAGCUCACUUGUGUGCAGAAGCUGCUAUCCGGCUGGUUAAGCCUGGAAAUCAGAACACUCAGGUCACAGAUGCCUGGAACAAGAUUGCCCAGUCAUUUAAAUGCACAGCUAUAGAGGGUAUGUUGUCUCAUCAACUGAAGCAGCAUGUCAUUGAUGGAGAGAAGACAAUUAUUCAGAACCCCAGUGAUCAGCAAAAGAAGGACCAUGAGAAGGCAGAAUUUGAGGUGCAUGAGGUGUAUGCUGUGGAUGUUCUCAUUAGCACUGGAGAGGGAAAGGCUAGAGACUCUGGCCAGAGAACCACCGUCUUCAAGCGAGACCCUAGCAAGCAGUAUGGCUUGAAGAUGAAGACUUCCAGGAUGUUCUUUAGUGAGGUGGAGCGUCGAUUUGAUACCAUGCCAUUCACUCUAAGGGCUUUUGAGGAUGAGGCUAAAGCUCGGCUAGGCGUAGUUGAGUGUGCCAAGCAUGAGCUGCUUCAACCCUUCAGUGUCCUGCAUGAGAAGGAAGGUGAAUUUGUAGCACAAUUCAAGUUUACGGUGAUGCUGAUGGCCAAUGGUCCUCUACGUAUCACCAGUGGACAUUAUGAUCCAGAGCUUUACAAGUCUGAGCAUGAAGUACAAGAUCCAGAGCUUAAGGCCUUGUUGCAAAGCUCAGCCAGCCGCAAGGCACAGAAGAAGAAGAAAAAGAAGGCAUCGAAAAAUGCAGAGAGCGCUACAGGACAGCCAAUGGAGGCUGAGAGCGAAGCUGCUGCAUAGACUCCCACUGCCAACCAAGAUGACUGACAUAGCCUCUGCACAGCCCAAAGAAAAAAUCAUUAAAGCUAAUUAUGACCUGCCCCAAUCAGAGGCCUUCUGGCCAAGCCUUCUGUUUAUUUGAAUACCUCCUCAUUAGCUAUAUAAGACUGCUGCAGAGUUUGUACAGUUUACUUAGUUUCCAAACUCUUGUUUGGUUGCUUCUCUUUGGAGUAGUUGCUACUCAUAUGAUCGGGAGGAUAAAAUGAGCAGGUAGAUACUGACUAAUUGUUUACAGAAGGCAACACUGGGGAUCUUUUGACCCUCUGAAGAGUUUCACCACCUUGUAAAAGCCAUCAUGAACAAUAAAAGUGUAACAAUGGCAUAUAUUAAGCAGCACUGCUACAAAGUGUGACUUGUGUAAUUUCAGAUAGGGUCCCUGUUUUAGGUCUGAAGAUUGCCUUUUUGUAAUGAGUUUUUGUCAAUUGGGAGUAAUUAUUAUAGUUUGUAUCGAUGACCUGUUAAGAGUAUUUGAAGCAGUUACUGCCUCACUACAGCUCGAAUAUAGCAAAAUAACUGCAACGAAAGCACUGUUAUUGAAUUUGGUAAGCUUUCCAUAUCUGUCGGAUGACAUUUGGCAUUCAUGUUUGUAAUUUUUCCCAAAUUACAAAAGCUUUUCCAGA